GUUCCAUCAAGAGAGUCCGACUUUCAGUAAAGUAAAUUUACAACUAGGGUUCCCAAGUUCUACAGCUAUUCUUCUCAAUGGAUGAAUAUGUUUCUCUAUGGAUCAUCGAAUUUCUUCUUCGACAACCGCUCCACGAUAGGAUUAUCGACAAGCUUUUACGCGUUCUCCCUCUCUCCAUCCACGAUUCGAGCUUAGAGAAGGCCAUACUUGUUCGACAAAUCGUCUCGGAGAUAUCCAAAGGUAAGGCUUCAGAGGAAAUGCUCCCUCUUAUGGAACGCAUCGAGGAGAUGGAUUACCAGGCCGGUGUUACAACUUCUGAGGCCAUGAAGGCGGCUUAUUGUAAUGUGGCGGUGGAUUGCACAGUUAGGCUACUCGAGGAGGAGAGUCAAGACAGAGAAGUGAAAUACUACAAUACGGUGAAGAGAAUCUGGAGGGAAAGGGUUCUGACGAUGGAAAUGACGGGUAAUGUCGGGCUGGUUUCUGACGCGCUACUAAGUUGGAAAGAUGAUAUUGAGGCUUCUGUAUGGAAUACUAUUGUCGAUGAAGAUCUGUUGAAGAAAUGGAGAGGCUGUGAAACUCUGAAAUCUGUUAGAGUUUAUGUUGAAGAAGCAUGGGCGGCUAUGGGGCCUUCAUUUCUUGAACAAGUGGUCCAGACAGGUAAUGAGCAAAUUAAUCAAUUGUUGAAUCAUAGUACCUGUCCAGUUAACGAUCAAUAUCAAGAUCUCAAUCCGAUUGAAGUUCAAAGUAAUGCAGAAAUGGAGAAACGCGGUAGAGAUGCAAAAAUUAGUGAUUCAGAUAUCCAGGAUGGAAGAGCUGUUUCUGAAAAUGGUUUUAUCGUUACACCUGAAGUUAAGAAAAUGCAGAAAGCUCUAAGAGACAGUUGUAGGGACCUACAAGCUGUGGUAGUUGAUCCUCUACCUGAGGCAAUACAGCUUGCUGACAAAAUAAUCUCUAGCCUGCCAGUGAACAAUCUGAAUCCGAGUUGCCCCAUGGAUGUAGAGAAUCUAUCCACUGUUAAGAGUGACGAGGCUAUUGGUGUGAAUGAGACUCAGAAUAACAUUAGCAGGAAGCCCUGCUUAAUGGAGAGGAAUAGCACUGCUCGUGUCCAUGAGUGGGAUGAAUCCCUGGAUGAUGCAGUUGAUGGAUCUAGUGACGAAAAUCGUCUUCACUUGCCCACAUCAAGUAAAAGACGUGUUUCUCCCUUAAUACUUGAGAUGGAAAAUUUGGGAAAGAGAAAAAAGAGGAGAUGGAGUAUUGUUGAAGAAGAUACUUUAAGGGCCGGUGUUGAAAAGUACGGUAAAGGCAACUGGAAGUUCAUCUUGAAUGUGUAUAGAGAUAUUUUGGUUGAGAGAACUGAGGUUGAUUUGAAGGAUAAAUGGAGAAACAUGACAAGAUAAUGAAUGAAUGCAUUCUUCAUUAUGAGAGAUUUUUGUCGCAUUCUUGUAUGUUACCAGAAGCACUUAAGUAAGUUUUGUGUGGUGGGAAGUCGUUUUGUGAAACAAAGUUGUUCUGAGACAUUAAUUCUCAUGUGGUUUAUGUCACUUAAGUAAACUCUUUGUGGUGGGAAGUUGUUUGGUGAAACAAAGUUGUUUUGAGACAAGUAAACUUUGUUUUUUUUAAUACAGGUAUAUAUUUAUGUGAAAAACAAGGCUGGUUUAUUUAGGUGUUUGUUCAAAUUUUCUGUGCCAAAAUAACUGUCAGGGUUAAAAAAUAUAAAUCGAAACGGUUUGACUGAAAUCGGUAAGUAGUGACACUCAAACUGUCAAAUUGAUCACACAACUGGGAAUCAACAAAUCACAGGGAAGUUUGAUUUUUCAGAAUUCAG
Molecule: messenger RNA, 1825 nt
Organism: Impatiens glandulifera
Lineage: Eukaryota; Viridiplantae; Streptophyta; Magnoliopsida; Ericales; Balsaminaceae
Exons: 5
Coding region: 78-1397 (439 amino acids)
Source: RefSeq, a predicted model, not a curated record